This is a messenger RNA of Grammomys surdaster, 1913 nucleotides long. RefSeq names its product inhibin subunit beta E (gene Inhbe). The record is from RefSeq and is a predicted model, not a curated record. Lineage: Eukaryota; Metazoa; Chordata; Mammalia; Rodentia; Muridae. Gene Ontology annotation, cellular component: extracellular region. Gene Ontology annotation, biological process: BMP signaling pathway; SMAD protein signal transduction. The transcript has 2 exons. Gene Ontology annotation, molecular function: hormone activity; cytokine activity; growth factor activity. Bases 254 to 1306 code for a protein of 350 amino acids.
GGGAGCCCAAGUAGUUGGCUCUAAAGAGGCUCUGCUCAGUAGCCAGUCAUGAACUGUGAGGGUCAAACAUAGCUACCCACCAGGCGAUCUACUCUCAGUCUUCCUGAGUCCCAGGCUAGCAAGGACAAGUGGCUUGGUCUGCCCACUUGCUGCUGCUGCUGCUGCUGCUGCUACUGCAUCCUCUUUGGGAAAUCAGACUCAUUAAAACUGCCAUCCAUCCGAGGUUCUCAACUCAGAGCCAUCUACCUGGAGCAUGGGGCUUUCAAAGGUCCAGCUCUGGCCAAUGCUGCUGUGGGCAUUGGCGUGGAUGCAGAGUACAAGAUCUGCGUGCCCGUCCUGUGGAGGCCCAACACUGGCACCCCAAGGAGAACGCGCUCUUAUCCUAGAACUAGCUAAGCAGCAAAUCCUGGAGGGGCUGCACCUAACCAGCCGUCCCAGAAUAACUCGCCCUCUGCCCCAGGCAGCACUGACCAGAGCCCUCCGGAGACUGCAGCCCAGGAGCAUGGUCCCUGGCAACCGGGAGAAAGUCAUCAGUUUUGCUACCAGCAUAGACAGAUCCACUUCGAUCUACCGCUCCAUGCUCACCUUUCAGCUGUCCCCUCUUUGGUCCCACCACCUGUACCAUGCCCGCCUCUGGCUGCACAUGCCCCCCUCUUUUCCGGGCACUCUGAAUCUGAGGAUCUUCCGUUGCGGCACCACGAGGUGCCGAGGAUACCGCACCUUCCUAGCUGAGCACCAAACCACUUCCUCUGGCUGGCACGCCCUGACUCUGCCCUCUAGCGGUUUGCGGAGUGAGGAAUCUGGAGUCAUGAAACUCCAACUGGAAUUCAGACCCCUGGACCCUAACAGCACCGCUGCGGGACUACCACGGCUGCUCUUGAACACAGUGGGACAGCAGCGUCCCUUCUUGGAACUUAAGAUCCGAGCUAAUGAGCCCGGAGCAGGCCGGGCCAGGAGGAGGACUCCCACCUGUGAGUCUGAGACCCCCUUAUGUUGUAGGCGAGACCACUAUGUUGACUUCCAGGAGCUGGGGUGGCGAGACUGGAUCCUACAGCCAGAGGGAUACCAGCUGAAUUACUGCAGUGGGCAGUGCCCGCCCCAUCUAGCUGGCAGCCCUGGCAUUGCUGCCUCCUUCCAUUCUGCUGUCUUUAGCCUCCUCAAAGCCAACAACCCUUGGCCUGCGGGUUCUUCCUGCUGUGUCCCCACUGCGCGAAGGCCUCUCUCCCUCCUCUACCUUGACCAUAAUGGCAAUGUGGUCAAGACCGAUGUGCCAGACAUGGUAGUAGAGGCCUGUGGCUGCAGCUAGCAAGAGGACCUGAAGGUUCUGAGUGAAGUUCAAGGUUCAAGCUGGGGGUUCCCAAGCCAAGAGUCCUGUGUCUGUCCAAACUGACACCCAACAAGCUGUGUAGCAGUAUGCCUGGUUUUGACCCCUGUGAAACUUAAAUGGGCAUUUUCUUGUCCCAGAUUCUGGCCUAUUUCAGGCUGUUUCAAGUGUGGACAGAUGGGUAAAGCGUUUCCUUUCAAGGGACUGCCUGGCCGGCAGCAUUUCCUACAUCAAGCCCUGUUCCAGGACAGCAGGGGAUGCCGUGGGAGGGAAGGAAGAAUUCAGGGGAAAACUACUUAGUCUCUCCCGAGAAAGAAGUUUCUGAAGUAAUGGAGGAGGAAGUAGAAGGGUGGGCAGAUUAGGAAAAGACAAAGAUACAGGCUAAGAACAGGGACCGUUGCCUGCUUUGUCAAGGACAAGAGGAAGAUGAGCGGGCGCUGAGGAGGGAGGGGUGUUAGGAGGUCCUGGAACUGAGAGUCAGUGAAAAGGGGUGCUGAACCUGUAAGUCCUCUAGCUUCCCCUCAAGGACAGGACCCGCGUGGAUGACAUACAUUUAUAUUUUCUUAAUAAAAACGAGAAAGAAAAGGAA